This is a messenger RNA of Drosophila ananassae, 1603 nucleotides long. RefSeq names its product probable protein phosphatase 2C T23F11.1 (gene Ppm1). Bases 256 to 1305 code for a protein of 349 amino acids. Lineage: Eukaryota; Metazoa; Arthropoda; Insecta; Diptera; Drosophilidae. The record is from RefSeq and is a predicted model, not a curated record. The transcript is spliced from 2 exons. Gene Ontology annotation, molecular function: cation binding; protein serine/threonine phosphatase activity. Gene Ontology annotation, biological process: protein dephosphorylation.
UGGCCGUCCUGUCAGUAAUUUCAUUGGGUCGGAACUGGAACAGCCGCUGUUAUAUCAGUCGGCUAAAUUCCAAAAUCCCCUUCGGGCGCUCCUUGACAUUCAGAUUUAAAUUCCUCCCCGAACAGUUGCCCUAAAGUGCGGUCGCAUCAGUGAUUAUACGCCCCCAGAUCCCCAGUCUCGUAUCGAGGGAAGAACCAUCCAAUCAUCGAUCCCAUUGCAUCCGAGUGAGAGAUAGAGCGAGAUACCAGAUUAAUUAUGGGCCAGACGCUAUCAGAACCGGUUACCACGAAGGACUCGGCCUGCUGCUCCAAUGCUAGCUUCCGUGUGGGCUCUAGCUGCAUGCAGGGAUGGCGUGUGGAAAUGGAGGACGCACACACCCACAUCCUCUCCCUGCCAGACGAGCCGCAGGCGUCGUUUUUCGCUGUCUACGAUGGUCAUGGUGGAGCAUCGGUGGCCAAGUUUGCGGGAAAGAAUAUGCACAAGUUUGUGACUCAACGACCGGAGUACCGCGAGGACACCGCCAUGGCACUCAAGAAGGCCUUUCUCGACUUCGACCGCGAGAUCCUGAUGAAUGGUACCUGGAAUGACCAGGUGGCUGGGUCCACUGCCGUGGUGGUUUUGAUUCGAGAGCGGCGACUGUAUUGCGCCAAUGCCGGUGAUUCCCGGGCCAUUGCCUGCAUCUCCGGCUCGGUUCAGGCCCUCUCUGUGGAUCACAAGCCCACCGAUGAGGCCGAGACGAGGCGAAUCCUUGCCGGCGGCGGUUGGGUGGAGUUCAAUCGGGUUAAUGGGAACCUGGCACUUUCCCGGGCCCUCGGUGAUUUCAUGUACAAGAAGAAUUCGCACAAGCGAGCCGAGGAUCAAAUCGUGACCGCAGAUCCGGACGUACAAGUCCGCGACAUCACCGAGGACUGGGAGUUCGUUGUGCUGGCCUGCGACGGCAUCUGGGAUGUGAUGUCCAAUGCCGAGGUGUGUCAGUUCGUGCGCAGUCGCAUCGCCGCUGGCGUUUUGCCGCCGGAGCGGAUCUGCGAAGAGUUGAUGAGCGCCUGCCUGGCGUCCGACGUACAGCUUAGCGGUCUGGGUGGCGAUAAUAUGACCGUGAUCCUUGUCUGCUUCCUACACAACAAAAGCUACGAGGAUCUGGUUGUCCGUUGUGGCGGCGCACGAAAGCCACCGAUGGAAAGUGCCGGCGACAUCAAGGAUCAUCCGACCAGCAUGAGGCUGGCGUCGACCUCGGCCUCCGCCUCCCGGUUGGGGAUGACGGCUCUGUCUAUCCUUGAUGGCGAUUCCCAGCGGAAGAACGCCUAACCGUUUCAAAUCAUUUUCAUUUUGAAGUUUUUUUAUGUUGAAUGACAUUUUUCGGCCCCGAAACAUUUUGCACCAGAUUUUGCACCAGAUCCGUAAAUUUCACCAAAUGACAGUUUAAAUUCUUAGUCCACACAUAUCUGUGUUCUUUCGACAUUUUUUUUAGUCAUCUUGCAAUGCAAAAAAUUUAAUAAAUUGUUUUCCAAAAAUCAAGUGAAAAUUUUAAUUUUCAUUUUACUGUAAAAUUAUGACUUGCAAACUUGAAAAAUAAACAUUCGUUCCGUCCCAGGAAAUCGGAAAA